Messenger RNA from Chlamydomonas reinhardtii, 1957 nucleotides. RefSeq lists its product as uncharacterized. The transcript is spliced from 9 exons. The record is from RefSeq and is a predicted model, not a curated record. Gene Ontology annotation, biological process: chloroplast organization; protein import into chloroplast stroma. The coding region runs from base 242 to 1480 and encodes 412 amino acids. Lineage: Eukaryota; Viridiplantae; Chlorophyta; Chlorophyceae; Chlamydomonadales; Chlamydomonadaceae. Gene Ontology annotation, cellular component: chloroplast thylakoid membrane; chloroplast inner membrane.
GUUAGUUGAUACUUAGAGGUCAGCUACAAUCGUAAGAAUGUUGUGUUCCCGCACAACCGCCCCUCGGGGAUUCGGGAAGGCAGCCCUUGCUCUGCCCUCCCGCGCUUCCAUCAAAUGCCGGGCUGUGCAAGGCUCUGAUCAGCAGCAGGUGGUGAGUGCGCCCGUUGAAGCGGUCGCAGCGCCCGUGCCUGUGCCGGUCGCGGGUGCGCCGCUGCCCCAGGAGACGACCGCGACGUAUCCGAUGCCGCCUCCGGCGCCCUACUACCCGGGUAUGCCCGCGGACGCUGCUGCACGCCAGCAAUACUACAUGGCGGCCCCCGCUGCCGCCUACUAUCCUCCUCCUCCGGCUCCCUACAAGGAGGAGCCUGCCUCGACUGGCGCUCCUUGGUGGAUUUGGCUCGGCGCGGGUGUGAUUCUGGGUCAGGUCCUUGCUAAGGUCCAGGAGUAUAUGAAGAACCCAAAGACGCCGCAGCAGAUAAUGAUGGAGAUGGCCAUGAAGCAGAUGUCUGGCGCUAUGGGCUCGCCGCCUGGAGGGGCGGGAAUGCCUCCGUUCGGCGGCCCCGGCAGCCCCUUUGGCGGCGCCGCGCCCGGCGCCAACCCCUUCGCCGGCGCCGCCCCGGGCGCCAACCCCUUCGCCAACUUCGCGGCUGCUGCGGCGGCGGGUCCCUCCACCGUGGACACCACCGCCUCUCCUGCCUUCGCGGGCGCCAGCAGCAGCGGUGCCAGCAGCAGUGAGCGCAAGGGCGAGAAGUUCGCAUCGCGCCUCAACAGCGAGGGCCGCGAGCCCCGCAAGCCGGAGCCGGCGCCUGCGGCAGCAGCGGCUGGCGCCGCCGCGGCGGCGUCCAGCGCCACCAAGCCGCUUGAUGUCGUGGAGCCGGUGGUGAAGGAGCCCUCCAGCAGCGGCAGCAGCUCGGGCGCCAGCAGCAGCGGCCGCUCGUCGUUCUUUGCGGACGUGGACGCCGAGGCCAGCAGCCGGGCCGGGGGCACCAGCAGCAGCAGCGGGUCAGGAGCAGCGCCUCAGGACACGGGCGUGAUGACGGACAUGAUGGAGAGCAUGCUGCGCAACCCGGAGAUGCAGAAGAUGCUGUACCCCUACCUGCCGGAGCCCAUGCGCAACCCGCAGUCCAUCGAGUGGAUGCUGUCCAACCCCGAGGUCAAGAAGCAGAUGGAGCAGAUGUUCGCCAGCCAGAACGUGAUGUCUCCCCAGAUGAUGGACAUGAUGAAGGGCAUGGACUUCAACCAGGACAAGGUCAACAAGCAGUUCGCCGAGCUGGGCCUGAAGCCGGAGGACGUGAUCAGCAAGGUCAUGGCCAACCCCGACCUGGCGGCGGGCUUCUCCAACCCCAAGGUGCAGGCGGCCAUCAUGGACAUCUCCCAGAACCCCAUGAACAUCGUGAAGUACCAGACCGACCCCGAGAUUAUGAAGGUGCUGGAGAAGGUGACAGAGAUCUUCCAGCCCCAGAUGGGCGGCCAGAAGUAAUUAAACAACAGCCGGCCAGGAGCAGAGCGGGGCCUCGCGCGGAGCGGCGCAGUGGCUACCCGCGCGCAGCGGGUUGAGGUGUGACCCUCGUUCUGACAGAUGACGUGGCGACGCGGUGAUUGAUUGCAGGUUGAGGUGUUGAAGGGUGAGAAAGUAAGGCAGGAGGGGUGGUCGGCAGAAGGGGCGGAUAGCUAUCCGGAAGUGGCGGUUGUCCCGCGCGUGAUGCAUAGUUGCAGAGGCCGGGCUUGGCUGGAACGGCCGGAAAUGUAUUUCGAAAUACACGAAUAGUCGCAAUGGAUGAUAGAGAAGGAGGCAGAUGCGAGGCUAGCGUCUGAACACCGCGAAUGCCCUGUGUAGCUGUGAUCAUCACAAGCUGCGUGUGCCCUGCUGUACUGAUGCGUAGGCGCAAAAGUGCGCAUGUGCCAGGGGCCAUGGAAUGGACUCGGGAGAGGCCGAAGGCUGUAAGCACCAUGGCAA